AACCCCUAUUACAAUCCCGUGGCGCGCCGGCGCAACACGACCUUCUGGUUAGAGUAUCCAUUUUGAUCACAUAUUCCUAUCCAACAACAAUGGCAGAUAUCGAGGAUACUCACUUUGAGACUGGAGAUUCAGGCGCCUCCGUGACAUACCCUCAACAGUGCUCAGCAUUGCGCAAAAAUGGUUUCGUCAUGUUAAAAUCACGUCCGUGCAAGAUUGUAGAAAUGUCGACUUCUAAGACCGGCAAGCAUGGUCAUGCCAAGGUUCAUUUAGUAGGUAUUGACAUAUUCACCUCCAAGAAAUACGAAGAUAUCUGCCCCUCCACACACAAUAUGGAUGUGCCGUUUGUUAAGCGGGAGGAUUACCAGCUUACAGAUAUAUCUGACGACGGCUAUCUCUGUCUGAUGGCUGAUAACGGAGAACUGCGCGAAGAUCUCAAAAUACCUGAUGGUGAUUUGGGAACACAGCUGCGUGCUGAUUACGAAUCAGGAAAAGAGUUACUUUGCACUGUACUCAAGGCAUGCGGUGAGGAGGUAGUAAUCGCCGUUAAAACUAACACCUCCCUCGACAAAUAAUUGUGUUCAGCCCAACUACGACGACAGAGAAGCCCAAUACAUUCGAGCAAAAACCACCCGCUUAGCCAAUCAAUCAACACCUUUACUAUUGGUCAAACAGGAUAAACAACAAUAAUAUAA
Messenger RNA from Cyphomyrmex costatus, 692 nucleotides. It is a transcript of the gene eEF5, whose product is annotated as eukaryotic translation elongation factor 5. Bases 90 to 572 code for a protein of 160 amino acids. Lineage: Eukaryota; Metazoa; Arthropoda; Insecta; Hymenoptera; Formicidae. The record is from RefSeq and is a predicted model, not a curated record. Gene Ontology annotation, molecular function: ribosome binding; RNA binding; translation elongation factor activity. The transcript is spliced from 4 exons. Gene Ontology annotation, biological process: positive regulation of translational termination; positive regulation of translational elongation.